Penaeus indicus is the source of this 676-nucleotide messenger RNA. Its product is annotated as protein BCCIP homolog. The annotation marks the transcript as partial. Gene Ontology annotation, cellular component: nucleus. The transcript has 4 exons. The record is from RefSeq and is a predicted model, not a curated record. NCBI's taxonomy places the organism in Eukaryota, Metazoa, Arthropoda, Malacostraca, Decapoda, Penaeidae.
CAAGUUGGAGGUGAAGAUGAUGGUGAGGAUGAGGAGGAAAAUGAAGGAAUGAUUAACGGUGAGGAGGACAAAGACGAAGUGUUUGGUGUAACGUCUGUCAUAAAUCUCACAUCCAGAAAGGAUGAAACUUGCAUAGCAGGUCUUAGAACAGCUCUUGUAGAAAAAAGUUCAGCCCAUGCCAGUGAUUCAACAAACCAAAUGUUGCGGGAAAUCCUAAGUAAUGAGAGUAAGCAUGUGGGAUUUUUGAUCUCGGAGAGAGUGAUCAACCUUCCACCACAGUUUUCCCUGCCAGUGUUUGAGAGCUUAGGAAAAGAAGUAGAAGAGGCAAAAAAGAAGAAAAUGCCAUACAACUUUUCCUAUCUUCUGUUGAUCUCAAAAGUAUAUAAAACAGAAAAGAAAAAGAAAAAGAAGGUUAUAGAGACAGAGAUAUGGAGCAAUGCAGAAGAGGAGAUUAUGUCAGAGGAAUGUAUUGACAGCUUUGAGUAUCCAGUAAAGGGAGACACAGGCAUGUCUGGAGAAUGGGAUGAGGAUGAUGAACAGUACACCCCUUACCGACGAGUGCUCAUCCUAGAUGCUAGCCGCAUGCCUGAGAUUAUUGUGAAAGUGAAAGAUGCUAUUUAUUGAAUUUUUGGUUAUUGAAAUAGUAAUGGAUUCAGAAAUACAGAUCAAAAUCAUA